Molecule: messenger RNA, 2186 nt
Organism: Pseudomyrmex gracilis
Lineage: Eukaryota; Metazoa; Arthropoda; Insecta; Hymenoptera; Formicidae
Gene: net
Exons: 2
Coding region: 487-1740 (417 amino acids)
Molecular function (GO): protein dimerization activity; DNA-binding transcription factor activity
Source: RefSeq, a predicted model, not a curated record
AGUACGUUACUGGCGGCAGCGACGGUGGCGAAGCUGGUGGUGGUAUUUGAGUGGUAGAGCGCAGAGCCAGUCAGCCCUCCCUCGCACACGUAAGAGCAUGAAACGGAGCAGUGAGUACACGAGGCGAGUCAGUUCACUGUCGACUGCGAUCGAGAGAGGAUUCGCGUCAGUUUCAGUUACGAUUUCAUCGCCUAUACGGACACUCGCGAAAUAAUAAUUUUUCGAAUAUCACGCUUGUGUUUUUUUUUUUUUUGGUGAACAAAAAUUUGGGAUUACCAAAACGAUGAACCAAACAGUUUGAUUGCACACGUGUGUGUUUAUAUGUGUGUAUGUGCGUCGAGAUUUUUGUGGGUUUUUUAAAUACACACACGUACACACAUUGGGGGAAAGAAGAUAGUGUAUUUAAGUGCGUGAGGGUGCGUGAAAAUCAAGGAAAAUAGAAACGCCGGUGAGAAAGAAGAUCACCCGGUGAUCCAUGCGAGGAAAAUGAGCGAUCACGUGGUGGAAAGUACGUUCGAGCUUUCAGCCCUUAUGAAAGCUGGUGUUAUGGCGGGUUCCGAGAGAGACAGCGGCUCUUGUAGUGGUGCUGACGAGGACAGCAGAUCGGGUCUACAUUCGCCCACCGGAUCCGAAGACAGCGUCGAGGUACAGGUGACGCCGAUUUCAUUACGAAACAAGCGAAAGCUGGCGGAACCGCGGAAGAUUCAAGAGACGAGCGUCAUCGCGACGCCGUUAAAAAAGAGACGAUUUGAUCCGAUCUCCGAGCACACCAACGUGGAUCAAGAGGAGGGAACCGCUCUGAAUACACCUAGUCCCUUUAGACCUUGGAUUCCUGUCUCCCGUAAGAAUGAAUUUAAACCCACUGUGACCUUAAUAACGACGUCGUCGACAGCUACGUUGACGGUCUCCAGCACAACGACAAUCACCGCGAUGGUGACGUCGUCGACGGUAACUUCGACGACGUCACCUACAAAGGCAUCGUCCAGUGAUGGAGAAGAGGAAGAAAAAAAGGAAGAAACAGACGGAACAGCGGAAAGGUUGCACGAAUCGAUGAGAAAACUGCAACAUCCCAGUGGUCACGAUCGAUCGAUUGUUUCUGCUCGACGAGAACCUCGUCAUAAGACGUUCGAGUCAACGGCACCGACAACAUCGGUACUCACGUCUAAUGUGAUUCCCCUGCCGCAUCCCAGGCUGCAAGAAGAGCCGCUGUCCCUAGUGGUGAGGGACGAAACUCCGAGAGUGCCAUCACACCCUGCCGUGAGCGGUACUUACGAGAAGACACCGUCGUACAUGAUGGAACAUCUGCUAGCGUCGUCCGGUCGCGGUCAGAUUCACCAGCAGCAGAAUCAUCCGAGUCACCGAGGUCAUCCGACGGUGUCCUCUACGUCUAAACAUCAUCACCAGGGCGGUCAGCAGAGGAAUUACAAAAAUAUGACGAGAGAAAGACGAAUAGAAGCAAAUGCUCGAGAGAGAACCAGAGUUCACACCAUCAGCGCGGCCUUUGACACUCUGAGACGCGCCAUACCGGCGUACUCGCACAAUCAGAAGCUGUCGAAGCUCUCGGUGCUAAGGAUUGCCUGCAGCUACAUCAUGACGCUCAGCAAGAUUCUCGAAAAGGACGACGAAGUGACGACAACCACAACAAGAACCAAUUGUCCCACGGGUUUGAGUGGUUGUGUCGAUCUGGUUUCAAGAACUAUUCAAACGGAAGGUAAACUCCGAAAGCGGAAGGACGACUGAAAAAAUUUUGUUUCCAGAAGAAGAAAAAAAACAACAGACAACGGAGACCGCGUGUUUACGAGAUAACAGCUCGAGAUAGCCGGUGAUUUCCUAUCUUUCACACGUUGUUGAAAAAAAUUGUUCGUCUUUUCUUCUCGAUAUCAUUUUGAUCAGCGCGGGAAGGAAAAGACGAUCCGUAAAGUUAAGCAAGCCAUUUAACUUAAGAAAAAUCGAUCACCUGCGGUCUCCAGCUCUCAAGAUAUACUACGCAAUUUCUCUCUCGAUUUCUUUGUAUCAAGAUUAUACAUUGAACUGAAUUAAUGUGCAAAGAAGAAAUGUUAAUCCAGUUCAAUGGGAGCUAUGAGAGACAGAAGAAAUUUUUGCAAAACACAAAACAAAAGUUCAAUUAAACAGAUAAUUGUGAGUUCUGUUUGUCUGAAAUAUUUAUAAAAAUUAUAAUUAACCUC